Molecule: messenger RNA, 2615 nt
Organism: Mustela erminea (ermine)
Lineage: Eukaryota; Metazoa; Chordata; Mammalia; Carnivora; Mustelidae
Gene: NQO1
Product: NAD(P)H quinone dehydrogenase 1
Exons: 6
Coding region: 16-1533 (505 amino acids)
Cellular component (GO): cytosol
Molecular function (GO): NAD(P)H dehydrogenase (quinone) activity
Source: RefSeq, a predicted model, not a curated record
GCUCUCACCCCCGGGAUGAGCUCCUGGGGCACAAAACCAAACCAAUCCCGGCUUCUGAGGAGCAGGGGUUGGCACCAAGGGAAAUGCAUCUUCCUGGACCCCGGAGGGCAGAAUCUGAACUUAGCCAAGGAAGAAACGAAUUCCCUUUCCCAGGAACAGGUAUCCCAAGCUACCUCAGGCAUCAAAAUCGAAGUCCAGAGUCACAGUGACUCAGCGAACUUGAGGCUUAAGGACCACAACACUGUACACCCUCCUCCCUGUCUGCCCCAUUCCGUGCGGAGGCGCUUUCCCGAGGCUGGGAGAGGCACAGGGCGCGCCGGGACUCCACCAGACACUGGCACCCUGGUGUCCCCAAAUGGUUUCUGGACAGAGUCCAGAUGGGCAUACCUCCCACCUGCACCCGUACUCUUUACCCGCGCCCUCCCGCCCCGCUCCUUCCACGUCGGGGGUCCCCACUCCUGCCCCCAGACUCCCCUUCCUUCCCAGAACCGCAGCCCAGGCGCGCCCCACCCUGCGCCCCAGAGUCCCAGAGGCUCCGCCCUGGCGGGCCCCGGUCCAGUGGGCCGGGCGCCAGGAGCUAUAAAGUGGCGGGCGCUUUGCACGGGGCACCCCGGAGCCCCAGCUUCUGCUUGCAGACCUGGUCCCCCAUACCCGCGCCACGACUUUGCCACGGCCAGCAGCGCUGCCAGUCAAGGCACCACGGGAGCCCUUGCUGCCAGAAGAGCACUGAUCGUCCUGGCCCACGCAGAGAAGACAUCCUUCAACUAUGCCAUGAAGGAGGCUGCGGUGGAGGCCUUGAAGAGGAAAGGAUGGGAGGUCACUGUGUCGGACCUAUACGCUAUGAACUUCAAUCCCGUCAUCUCCAGAAAGGACAUCACAGGCACACUGAAGGACCCAGGGAACUUUCAGUAUCCUGCCGAAUCUGUUCUAGCUUACAAGGAAGGCCGUCUGAGCCCGGAUAUUGUGGCGGAACAAAAGAAGCUGGAAGCCGCGGACCUUGUGAUUUUUCAGUUCCCACUGCAGUGGUUUGGAGUCCCUGCCAUCCUGAAAGGCUGGUUUGAGCGAGUGCUCAUAGGGGAGUUUGCUUACACAUAUGCUGCCAUGUAUGACAAGGGACCUUUCCGGAAUAAGAAGACCAUGCUUUCCAUCACCACUGGUGGCAGCGGCUCCAUGUACUCUCUGCAGGGUAUCCACGGAGACAUGAAUAUCAUUCUCUGGCCAAUUCAGAGUGGCACUCUCCAUUUCUGUGGCUUCCAAGUCUUGGAACCUCAACUGACCUACAGCAUUGGGCACACUCCUAUGGAUGCCCGAAUUCAGAUCUUGGAAGGAUGGAAGAAACGCCUGGAGAAUAUCUGGGAUGAGACUCCACUGUAUUUUGCUCCAAGUAGCCUCUUUGACUUAAACUUCCAGGCAGGAUUCUUAAUGAAAAAGGAAGUGCAGGAUGAGCAGAAAAAUGAAACAUUCGGCCUUUCUGUGGGCCAUCAUUUGGGCAAGUCCAUCCCAACUGACAACCAGAUCAAAGCCAGAAAAUGAGACUCACAAGACUUGGUUUCCUUCUAAAAUGUAGCAAAACUGAGGUUUCUUAUUCAGACUUCCUUGACUUGCUUUAGUCUUUAAGGUGGGUUUCUUUUUCCACAGGGAAUGAAUCGGGGACAGAAUAGACUGUAUUAAUAUAUUUUUGGUUAGUUUUCUUUCUGAUUCUUAUGAUUGCUAUCUUGUCAAAAUCUGAUUAGGCUCAAGAGGCCACUUAGGUUAUAAAGCAGGGCAAGGAGUAGAAAGAUGCCAGACAAUAAUCUUUAUGGUCCUCUACACGAUUUAAUUCCUCUUAUUAGGGAUACAUUUUUAGGGUCAAAUGUGGCAAGGCAAAAUCUAACUCUUCAAUGAUAUAUUUUUCUUUUAAUCACCUCUCUGUGGCUUAUGGCAGAAGGGAAUUGCUCAGAGAAAGAAAUGACUGAAUCUGUCUGACCCAAGGGACUUGUUUAGUAGUUAGUAAUUUAUGCUUGUUUAUGGUAUUGGUUUUAAUUACUGCACAGUGACUAAUAUGCCUAAUGUUUUACUCAUGCUUCAACCUCUGUUGUAUGUAUACAGUACCUACAGAUACCUUCAAGUAAAAGAUAAUAGAAGUCUCUUUUUUAUUUCUGUCUUCUAAUUUAAUGUCUGCAGAAAUAAGCCAACACCUCUAUACACUGUAUCUGCUGCAAUGAAUGAAUUCAGGAAAAGUUACUCCCCGUACUUAGCAACAGCCUUCUCCAAAUAGUAUUUUAUUUCUGAGCUAUAUAACACACUGGAAGGUUUCCCUCUAUCAUUGCUAAACUGAUGACUUUCCUUUUGGAUGCAUUUUGGUCCCACAAUUUUGGGGAUGAAAUUGUAAUCCUAGAGUUUCAUUAACUGAACAAUUUUGACAUUAAUAUUCCAACUUCCAAUUUCAAUUAAAGUCAGGCUCACUGUCAGUAUAUAACUCAAGUAGAAUAUGACGAAAUGCCGCCCUCUUGUGGUGCACUGAAAGAAAACAGGAGAGAUUAGGCAAAGCCAGGUUGCCUGAAACUGUGAACAGUUUCCUGGACCUGCCAAGAAAAUGAGGGCAGCAGACCAGAGCCUCAUGUGCUAGAUGCUGA